CGCAGCCCGGCCGGCGGCCGGCGGCCGGCCCCGGCUGGUUGUCAUGGUGACCAGCCAGGCCGGGCCCGAGGGAGCAAAGCUCUCGUUGAUUGGCUGCGGGGUGGAACCCAAUCGGCGGGCGGUAUGUUACGGGGUGUCAAGAUGGUGGUCAGGAUGGGUAAGCACACUAAUCUAGUGACAUUGCAGUGACCUGGAGUGACCUGCUCUUGUUUUGACUGGAAGAUGUGGAGUGGACUUUUACCUCCAGGACUGAAUGAAAGUGAAGUUGACUUAAGUUCUGAUGAUGAAGAUGCAUUGGAUAGUGCAAUAUUCUUCUCAAAGGAAGAUACAAAAGAAGAUAUUAAAACAGUUCAGCUUUGUGAAUUCCAGAAGAGCAAGCCUGAAAGCAUCACCAUCAGUAAACCCAUUUUGAUAUCAGUGACAGAUGGAGAAAAUGAAUGCCAAACAUGCCCUUCUGGAGUUUCUUUAAAUAUGUGGAAUAAAUUUGUGGAGCUUCAGAAGAAAAAACAUGAAAUGACAACCCAAGCAAAUCAGGGAAACAGAGGCAAAAGAAGAAAGCGCCACAGAAAAGAAAAACUGAAAAAGAACGAUAAAGAAGUGACCAAGAGUCAACAGUUGGCAAAUGAAGACCAAUGGAAAGAGCUUACGCAAUACUUUGGAAUCAAUGACAGAUUUGAAUCACUUGUGAAUAGUAGGGCUCCACAAAAGUCUGGUCUUGAACUUAGCAUAGAGAAGUCUGUGGCUGAAGGUGACAUUGAUAAAGCUGAGGAGCUGAGUGAUAGAUUAGCCAUUCGUGAGUGCUACAACAUCAAGCAUGGAACUGUACUAUGACUGCACUGAAGUACAACACUUGUGAAGUCCUGAGAAAUAACUGGAUGAAUUGUUGUUCUUUUAUCUGGACCUCAUCUUUCUAUGUAUAUUUUCAUUUUUCUUGAGCAAUAUUGGAGGGUUAUGGAGGCUAUGAGAAAUGAGCUGUCUUCUGUUUGGGGUACAGCCUCCUUGCUGCCAUGUGAAAAAUGUUCAGUGGGUAGGUGGUUUUUUUUGAAAUCAGGUGUAUGGGUUUUUAAUCAGCACCAUUUUCUUUUGUGAGAAGCAGUGACUGGAACCUGCUGAUAAAGCUUUUGCUUUGAGGCACAGAUCCCAGAGUUCUUAAAGCUGUUUCCUGCUUUAAUAAGUGAAACUAAUUUUUGAUGUAUAACAUUUAUAAGCCUGUGAAACUGAUAGGGCAGCUUCAGUAUUUAGAAAAAUGAAGCCAAAAAUAAACAGAUGACUGAGAAUAGGCAGCAAAACGUGUCCUGAAAAGCAAAGGAAUGCCAAAAGGAUGCUGUCAAUGUGCUAUCAUUAUGAUACAGCGAGCGGGUGUUUUUUAAUCAGAUUGCCUUAAAAUCAGUGAUGAUUUAGGCAAUAUGCAUAAUCUAGCAGCUGUGAGGGGAUUACUGAAAUUUACAUCCUUAAAACUUAAAUGAUACUGCUUCAAGAUUUUGUGUGUUUUGAUUUCUAUGUGGCACUUGUUGCAGAUUCUUUAAGGAAUAUGUUGUUGUAUUACUGUAAAUGAGGUUUUGGGGUAUAUACUAUUGGUUAAAUUCUUUCAGGAACAUGUACUAAUGCACCUUGAAAUUUUUUCUUAAGGCAUUCUUAGGUUUAGAUUGAGAGUUAGAAGUUACAACAAGCAAAAUAAAGUUCUUUAUGGAGAUGUUUUAGUACUGUGUCUAAAUUAAAAGCCAUUUAGACAUUUCUAAAAUAAAUGUGUCAUAGUCUAAAUUUUUGUCUAAUAUGAACUCUUAAUUGUAUGGUGUAAAUGUUUCUCUUAAUAUACCUGCCAGCCUGGAUUGUGACAGAUGUACAUUGAGACAUGUUCAGAAGAUGAUAUAUUUUCUGUCUUCAAGUUAGGGGCAUCAGAGGCCACACUGAGAACAGCAACAAAGCAUGAAGGAAUAGACAUGUCUAUGUCUUUGUUAGUUUGAAGGACAGUUGGACAUUAGUUGGAGAAGCUAAUGAUGAAUUUUGAAAUUGGGUUUGCAGAGAGAGAUUGAUGGAAUUCACAGAUCUCUUCAUUCCCCUGGGUUGACUGGACUUCUGAUGAUCCUUGGAUGCUUUGUGUGAGGCUCUAAUUGUAAGCGACUGCAUGUGUGGAUUCAUAGGCUUUUGAGAUUGUGGUUAUAAGCGUAUUGUCCCAUUUUUGGCAGUUAAAUUGUUAUUAAAAAUGAUUCGCAUGUA
Messenger RNA from Dromaius novaehollandiae (emu), 2217 nucleotides. It is a transcript of the gene FAM204A, whose product is annotated as family with sequence similarity 204 member A. NCBI's taxonomy places the organism in Eukaryota, Metazoa, Chordata, Aves, Casuariiformes, Dromaiidae. The record is from RefSeq and is a predicted model, not a curated record. The coding region runs from base 223 to 831 and encodes 202 amino acids. The transcript has 7 exons.